UUACAUCUGCUUUGAUCACAGUGGAGGAGGGUGCAGUUUCAGCUGAGUUGCUUAAGUCUGAGUUGGCAAGGAUUAUUCCGGUUCGUUGGGACUGGUCAGUGCAGGAGCAUGGUGACAAAGCUCUCUUAGUGCUUUUCCUUCUAAGGUUGAGCUGGAUCGUAUGGUUGCGAUUCGUACUAUCACUACCAAGAACAAGGAGGGAGUUCUCAUUUUCGAGGAGUUCGAUUCAGAAAUCAAGCCCAUCAAGGUGCUGGACCAAGUUUGGCUUUCUGUUACGAAUGUUCCUACUCCGCUCCGUGCUUUCUUACCGCUGUGGGCUGUGGGGUCAGUGGUCGGUGCUACUCAAAAGGUGGAUAUGGAUCACCUUCAACGCACUGGAGAAGUUCGCAUUCUGGUUGCUGUUUUUGAUGUCAAGGAUAUUCCAAAGAUGGCUGAUAUUUGCGUCAACAGGAGCAUCUAUCGAGUCUACUUCAAUGUCGAGGAAGUGGUGGAUGAUGAUCCUUUUAACCUAGAGGACGAUGAUUUACUGGGUGAUGAUGCCGAUACCGGAAGGAAUGACGAGUCACAAUGCGGGGUGGAUGGUAAUGGUGACCACCAUAUGGCAGAUGCCCCUGAGGACGCCACUCCACAGCCUGAGGCACCUACUGGUAAACAAGUUGGUAAAACUACCCCAGUUCUUUCUCAGCAAGAAGCAGCUUUAGUUGAUGAGGUCAUUGACAAAGCUUGUGACGAGUUACUGGAGGAGAUCAGUAUUAAGGUUAUAGUAGAGACAGAUGGCGAGGAUAGACUGUAUUCCCCACCAACUGAGGAGGAGUACGUGAGGUUCUGGGCUUUGGUGGAUUCUUCAAAGCAGAUGCACACAAGGCCCUUGGAGUGCGAUGUUACUGCUGAUUAUCUUGAUGGGAGUCUUCCCGCCGCUGCUUCGCCUUUUGUUGUGCAGGAACCUGUCGCGGAGGAGGCACCCGUGGCUGCUGCCCCGUUGUUUUCAGACCGGAUACAGGACCUAACUGUUGGGGACACAGCUGGGUCGAUCCUCCCUAGAGACGACGCGCUGCCGUACUCGUCGGUUGGGAGCCAGGCGAUCCCCGCUUCCCCUUCGUCCACGGGUGGUGGGCAGGCGCUACCCGUCCUCUCUUCAGCUGCGGGUGGGGGCAAGGAGGUCCCCGCCUCCUCUUUGACAGUGGGCGUGAGCCAGUAUGCUGAUGACACCAUCAUCUUUAUUGAUCAUGACCUGGAGCAAGCUAAGAAUCUUAAACUCUUGCUUUGUGCUUUCGAGCAGAUAUUUGGGAAUUCCAAUGCACCAUAG
Panicum virgatum (switchgrass) is the source of this 1306-nucleotide messenger RNA. RefSeq lists its product as uncharacterized. NCBI's taxonomy places the organism in Eukaryota, Viridiplantae, Streptophyta, Magnoliopsida, Poales, Poaceae. Bases 161 to 1306 code for a protein of 381 amino acids. The transcript has 3 exons. The record is from RefSeq and is a predicted model, not a curated record.